AUGAUAAAAAGCACACUCUUACUUAUUAUUGUUAUCUCUGUAACUGUCAUUAGUGAAGAAAACCAUGACGAUACCGUAUCUAUUCCCAUUGAUGGUACACAACAAAAAAUAAAUAUAGCAUGUCUAUGUACUGAAGAUGAACAAUGUGAUUCAAAUACUCGAACUUGUCGACUAACACAUCCUGAGCAUGUUUGUUAUGAAACUUGGACGAAAGAGAACUCUGAUAAUUCUAUUCAUCUUACGGCCGGAUGUAUCUAUAAUGAGUUCAUUAUUACACGAAUUAUGUGUAACGGUAAUCAAUCCGACCGAUUUAUUAUUUGUUGUUCAGAUAAAAACUAUUGUAAUGAUCGUGAUCAAUUCGCAAGUGAUAUACGAGAGACUCUUGGAGGAACAAAAAAAGCUAAACCUGAUUAUUUUUCAAAGCGAUUAAUGAUCAUUAUUAUUAUUCUAUCGAUUCUUUUACUUGUUGUGAUAUUUGUAUUUAUUGCAAUUCAUAUUCAACGAAAACGAAAUUCCUCGAAUUCUAAUCAAACUAGACAAUCGAAUAGAAAAUCAGGUAUACUUGUAUCAUAUUUGCCUGGUUCAAAACAUUCAAUAUCAAAUGGUGAUAGUGAUUCCAAUCCGGAUGAAACGCCCAGCAAUUCGAAUGAAUCCAGAGUUCUACUAUCACCUGGAAGUUUUGCAACUGAAGUAACAUUAGAGAAAAAAAUUGGUUUUGGCGCUUAUGGCACUGUUUAUCGUGGUAUAUGGCAUAAUGAUCCAAUCGCUGUAAAAAUCCGUCUAUCAAAUGAAGAAUGUUCAUGGAUACGAGAAGUUCAAAUUUAUGAGGACUUUCAUUUAAAUCAUCAAAAUAUUCUUCGAUACAUUGCAGCCGACAAUAUAGACUCUUCAAAUGGUAUGGAACUUUGGAUAGGUACAGAAUACCAUGAAAAUGGUUCUGUUUAUGAUUACCUUAAUAAUCAUACAAUAACAGUUCCGAUUAUGAUCACUAUGAUGUACACUAUCGCUGAUGGUCUUUUUUAUCUACAUAAAUCGAUCGUAGCGACAAAUGGGAAGCCGGCUCUUGCACAUAGAGAUAUUAAAACCAAAAAUAUUUUAGUUAAAGAUGAUUUAUCAUGCUGUAUAGCAGAUUUAGGCCUUGCAGUUCGAGAAAUUCGUCUAAACAGCAAUGAAUUGCUUAAUCAUAAUCAAGAACCUUCUGUUAUUGACAUAACUCCAAAUCGUCGUGUUGGCACUAUACGUUACAUGGCCCCGGAAAUCCUUGAUAGGUCAUUCAAUGGUCUAAGCUUUGAGUCAUAUAAAGCAGCUGAUCUUUAUGCAUUAGGACUUGUUUAUUGGGAAAUAUUACGAAGGUGCCAAACAACACCUGAAGAAAAUGAUGCUGAUGUAUAUCAAAUUCCUUAUGUAGAUGUUUUACCGAAUAAUCCAACGUUUGAGCAAAUGCAAGAAGUUUUAUGUAUAAGAAAAAUUCGACCACCACCUUCACCUCGAUGGAAAAAUCAUUCAAUUUUUAGUUCUAUAUUUGGUUCAUGCGAAGAACUAUGGGCUGAAAACCCAGCAUGUCGGCCGAGUAGUUGUGUGAUUAAGGAGCAACUGAGAAACUAUCGAAGUCAAUAG
Molecule: messenger RNA, 1617 nt
Organism: Rotaria socialis
Lineage: Eukaryota; Metazoa; Rotifera; Eurotatoria; Philodinida; Philodinidae
Source: the annotation of a GenBank genome assembly